GGAAGCGCCCAGUGGGACAGCAAGACAGACUUUUUUUGCCGCCGCGGACACAUCUCGGCCCUCGGCUCUCUGAUCCGCAUCUGCUCGCCAGGCUGCCGCCGAUCUCCUCCAGCGCCGCCCGCUCAGCAAGUCUUCCAAGCCCGUUGCCGCUGCCCCAACACCGUCCACCUUCUAUCCACAUCCUCCACAUCCGUCUCUGUCUGCGCCUCUGUCUCUCAUGAAGCAAGUCUUCUCCGCCCUGGACGUCGCCGCCUCCGUGGCUGAUCUCAAGCUCAAGCUGAUUGGCUUCCGGCUCCAGAACGUCUAUGAUGUCAACCAGAAGCUCUAUCUUUUCAAAUUUGCCAAGCCCGAUCACAAAGAACUGCUGCUGAUCGAAUCGGGCAUCCGCAUCCACACGACCCAGUUCUCGAGGGAAAAGUCGUCUGCUCCGUCGAGCUUUGUCAUGAAGCUCAGGAAGCAUCUGCGCACCCGUCGCCUGUCCGACGUGUCGCAGCUCGGAUUUGACCGAAUCGUAGACAUGCAGUUUGGCGAUGGUGAAUUCGCCUACCACCUUAUAGUCGAACUGUAUGCAUCUGGUAACAUUCUUCUGACGGACCAUGAGUAUCGCAUCAUGACCCUGCUGCGUGUCGUCGAGCUCGAUGGCACAGCUAUACCCGGAAACAGGGCCGACGACGCCCGCUUUGCCGUCGGCGAAGUCUACCCGAACGUCUCCCGUCCAUUCGAGCCCAUGACUGAACUUAAACUGCGUUUGGCGCUCGAAACGGCCGAGGCCAACGAAAACGCGGCCGCCCAGCUCGACCAGCCCGAGGACGCCCCGUCGCAGUCCGUCGAGAAGCAGGAUAAGCAGGAGAAGGGCAAAAAGAAGGGAGGCAAGCAGCCGCCGCAGCAAACCAGUGCCAAGCAUCAGACAAAGAAAAGACCUCAGAUACUCACCCUCAAGCGGUUCCUUCGCGAGCAUUUCUUGCAAAUCUAUGGCCCAGCGCUUGUGGAGCACGCCCUGGCAGAGUCGGGCCUGGAUCCCAAUCUCGCGGUCUUGAAAGACCUGGACACCGCGAGCGGGUCCGUCCAGCUCGACUCCUUGCUCGCUGCCCUUGUCAAGGCAGACGAUGUUGUGCGCUCAUGCAAGAACAGUCCGCAGAAAGGAUGGAUCAUUUCCAAAUCCCAUGCAAAAGACGAGAGCAGAGAUGAUGCCGGGGAGUUCGUGACCUAUGAGGAGUUCCAUCCGGUGCUCUUCUCUCAGUUCAAAAAUUCGCCGCACAAAGAGUUCCAGGGCUUCGAUCACGCGGUGGACGAGUUCUUCUCAAAACUCGAAGCACAGAAACUCGAGCUGCGCGCCCGACAGGCCGAGCAGGCGGCGGCCAAAAAACUGGCUUCCGUGAAGGCGAGCCACGAGAACCAGGUGCGCGGGUUCGAAGCUGCGCGGCAAAACAACGAAAAGACGGCGCUGGCAGUCGAGCUCAACCUGGAAAAGGUCGAUGCGCUCGUCAACACCCUUCGCGGCUUCCUGGCCAGUGGAAUGGAUUGGGUCGAUCUUGCCGAGCUCAUCAAGGAGGAGCAGAAGCGACAAAAUGAGCUGGCGCUGAUGGUACUGCAGCUCAAGUUGGAUGUUGGCAUGGUCACCAUCGGCCUUCCAAACCCAGAUCUGGCCGAUACGUCGUCGGACGAAAGUGGAAGCUCUAGCGACGAUCUGGAUUCGGACGAUGACGACUACGAGCUCCAACUCGCCGCCAAGAAAAAAGCUUACGAGCAGAAGCUAGCCCUGGUUAAGAAGCGGCGUGACGAAUCGCUGAUCAAGUUGGACGUGGACAUUUACGCCUCGGCCUAUGCCAACGCCUCGCGCUACUACGAAGCCAAAAAGCUCGCCAUCGUCAAGCACACCAAGACGCUCCAGGUCGCUGAGAAGGCGUUCAAGUCGGCCGAGCGCAAAAUUGCCAUGGACCUCAAGAGCACCCAGCAGAUUGUACCCUCGAUCAGUAAAAUUCGCAAGCCCCUUUGGUUCGAAAAGUUCCUGUGGUUCGUCAGCAGUGAAAACUACUUGGUUGUCGGCGGCCGCGACGCAACCCAGAACGAGAUGCUUGUGAAGCGAUAUCUCCGGAAAGGAGAUGUCUACAUCCACGCCGAUCUUCAUGGAGCCGCCUCUGUGAUUGUGAAGAACACUGGCGCUGGGCCAGAUGCCACCAACGCUGCCGGAAAUGAUGACUGUCCGAUCCCGCCCACGACGCUUUUGCAGGCCGGCACCAUGUCCGUCUGCCAAUCCAAGGCAUGGGACGCCAAGAUCGUCACCAGCGCCUGGUGGGUAUAUGACCACCAAGUCUCGAAAACCGCGCCCACAGGCGAAUACCUAACCACGGGCAGCUUCAUGAUCCGUGGAAAGAAAAACUGGCUCCCGCCAAUCCAGCUCGUCUAUGGCUUUGGCAUUCUCUUCAAGGUCGAUGAGAGCAGUGUUGGUCGACACUACUGGGAACGGCGGCCAUGGGGACGUGGCCAAGACCCCGGGAACGCCCCAUCUGCCAAGUCCUUGGAUGGCGGAGAGCUGCCGUCAGCGACCGAUGUCUCGCUUGGCCAAGAGGAGGAUCGAGAUGAGGAUGUUGACGAGCAAUCGGUGAUGAUUGGUGGAGGGCACGCCGUAGACCAAGAUGCCCCCAAUGACGACGCCGGAGACCUUGCCGACGAAACAGAGGAUCCCCAAGACGAAACAACCGAGCUCGAGGCCGCUCAAGCGAACGAUACCCUCGGGCAAGGCCAGCAUACCGCACCUGAUGCGGAUGAUGAAGCGAGCUCAGCCACCGGGACAUUCCCGGUCGGCUUGGACAAGUAUAAUCUUGCAGCUCUCGGCGAGAGUGCCUCAGAUGACGCAUCUACACAGCAGAGCGCAACGCAGUCCAAGCGAUACCUGUCGGCCAAAGAGCGUCGCAACGCCAAAAAGAAGCAAGCCCAAGGGAUCGACGCCACCGAUCCAGAAGACGUAGCGGAUGCAACCAGUGCGAGAGUCCAGAGUAAGGCUCGCCAGGAAGCUCGUGCGACUCCGUUCGAAUCCAAAGGAACAUCACCGGCGUCCAAGACCCCGGUUCGCGGCAAGAAGGGGAAGGCGAAAAAGAUCAAGGACAAAUACAGGGACCAGAGCGACGACGAGCGCGAACUGAUGAUGAAGCUGCUUGGAUCCAAGGGCAAGGCGGGAACGGUAGAAGCCAAGGGCAGCCAAAUCGCCAAAGCCCAGACAGCGUCCAAGGAAGGCGCGCGCAAGCAGGAACACGAUCAAACCGAGCAAUCUGCAGCAUCCUCCCUAAACAAAGCUUCGACCGCUUCCCCAGAUGGCGAUGCCGACGCUGAAGACGAAAACGGAAAUGAAAUCGAAAUCGAAAUCGAAAAUGAAAAGGAUAACGAAACCGACGAAGAGCGCAACAGCGCCGAUGGCACCAACGCAGAUGGCACCACCGCUGACCGCGACGAUAUCGACGAAGUCCGCCGCCUUUUGGAAGAAGAGAACGUGGCGCUGUUGGAUGACGACCAGGCUUCCAAUAUGACGUUCCUUGACUCGCUCACCGGCCAGCCCCAUCCGGACGACAAUCUUCUCUACGCCAUCCCGAUGUGCGCUCCAUGGGCCGCACUGCAAAAGUUCAAGUACAAGGUCAAGCUCCUACCGGGAUCGCUCAAGAAAGGCAAGGCAGCCAAGGCAGCCAUCACCUGCUUUAUCGCCGCAGCAAAUGAGGAGGCAAAGGGGCGCGACGAUGCCGUCACUGCUGCCCUCAGCCGUGAAAAGGAAUGGAUCAAGGCCAUCCCUGAGACGGAGUUGAUGGCACAGAUACUGGGCAAAGUCAAGGUGAUGUCGACGGGUGCAGCGGACAACAAAAAGCAAGCCAAAGGAAAGAGAAAGUAGGCUUGAACAGAUUGGUCGCUUCGGGCCGAUCGUCGAGUAUACACGCCCGGCGCAGCAAGUUCAAGCUGCCAAUCUUACGAACAGUCUCUGCGAAUGAAACAAACGUUGCCAAACUUUGCUUGCAAACUGGCCAUGGGAUUUGUUACAGCCCCAGCACACAUCACAACACGCUUCUACUGGAGUGAGCAAACUGUGGGAGUAUCGGUAUCGGUAUCGAUAUCGAUUUUGGUCUUCAUGGGCAAUCAACAACGGAGGGUGUCAGGGCG
Messenger RNA from Polychytrium aggregatum, 4143 nucleotides. RefSeq lists its product as uncharacterized. Lineage: Eukaryota; Fungi; Chytridiomycota; Chytridiomycetes; Polychytriales. The record is from RefSeq and is a predicted model, not a curated record. Gene Ontology annotation, cellular component: RQC complex. Gene Ontology annotation, molecular function: tRNA binding; ribosomal large subunit binding. The transcript has 4 exons. The coding region runs from base 218 to 3877 and encodes 1219 amino acids. Gene Ontology annotation, biological process: ribosome-associated ubiquitin-dependent protein catabolic process; rescue of stalled cytosolic ribosome.